This is a messenger RNA of Bufo gargarizans (Asiatic toad), 10201 nucleotides long. It is a transcript of the gene PARD3, whose product is annotated as par-3 family cell polarity regulator. Lineage: Eukaryota; Metazoa; Chordata; Amphibia; Anura; Bufonidae. Gene Ontology annotation, biological process: microtubule cytoskeleton organization; establishment of centrosome localization; establishment of cell polarity. Gene Ontology annotation, molecular function: protein binding; phosphatidylinositol binding. The record is from RefSeq and is a predicted model, not a curated record. Gene Ontology annotation, cellular component: cell cortex; apical junction complex; apical plasma membrane.
AGGAGGCGGAGGCGGAGGCGGAGGGAGGAGGCUACUGCAGGCCCCGCAUACACCGGAGGAUACGGAGGGAAAACCGGAACCCUGGAUUAACCCCUUAGGUUAGGAGCGCGGGGAGAACAAGGCGGUCUCCGCUAACUCCCCGGGCGGCGCUAUGAAGGUGACGGUGAGCUUCGGUAGGACCCGGGUAGUGGUGCCGUGUGGGGACGGGAACUUGAAAGUUUCAAGCCUCAUCCAGCAAGCGGUGACCAGGUACAAGAAGGCCAUAGCCAAGGACCAUAAUUACUGGAUACAAGUUCACCGACUAGAGCAUGGGGAUGGUGGCAUUUUGGACCUUGAUGACAUUCUUUGUGACGUGGCUGAUGACAAGGACAGACUUGUCGCUAUAUAUGAAGAACAAGAUCCACAUCAUGGGGGAGAUGGCACAAGCGCAAGUUCUACUGGCACUCAAAGCCCAGAAAUCUUUGGCAGUGAACUUGGAACGAACAGUAUGUCAGCUUUUCAGCCUUACCAAGCAACAAGUGAAAUUGAGGUCACCCCUUCAGUUCUGCGAGCAAAUAUGCCGCUCCACGUGCGACGUAGCAGUGACCCAUCUCUCGCCGGGAUAACCACUUCUGUUAGCGACUCCAACUUCUCUUCUGAAGAGCCGUCCCGUAGAAAUCCAACUAGAUGGUCUACGACUGCAGGGUUCACAAAGAAAAACCCUCAUACGGGCCAUAGUCCCAAUGACAGAAAGAAGGAUGAGAACUACAGGAGUCUGCCCAGGGAUACCAGUAAUUGGUCUAAACAGUUUGAAAGAGAUAAAGCUCGCUCUUCCUUGAGUGCCAGUCACCCUCUGGUGGACAAGUGGCUAGAGAGGCAGGAGCAGGAUGAGGAUGAUGGAGAGGAGAACAGUCGGGUGGAACCUGUUGGUCAUGCAGACACCGGUUUGGAACGAACCUCCAGCUUCUCCCUUGAUGACAUGGUGAAGCUGGUGGAAGUCUCCAAUGAUGGCGGACCUCUAGGGAUCCAUGUAGUGCCUUACAGCGCCCGAGGCGGAAGAACCCUUGGAUUAUUAGUAAAGAGACUGGAGAAAGGAGGUAAAGCUGAACGGGAGAAUCUGUUCCACGAAAAUGAUUGUAUCGUCAGAAUUAACAAUGGUGACCUCCGCAACCGAAGAUUUGAACAAGCUCAGCAUAUGUUCCGUCAAGCCAUGCGCUCUCCCAUGAUCUGGUUUCAUGUGGUGCCAGCAGUUAACAAAGAACCAUACGAACAACUAUCCCAAAGCGAGAACAGCAGCUACUACUCCACCCAACAUGUGCCCGAUCCAUACAUUGAGAAUAGGAAUUUCCACAGCCCUGGUCCCGAGCAGACACUACAGAGAAUACCCCGUCAAGCAAACCAGCCUGAGCCUUUGGACUCUUACCCACAUCUACCUCAUAGUAUCAGUACAGCAGGAAAACCACCAACCGGCCUAACGCCAUCACCGCAGCGAGGUGUCAGCUCUCCAACCAGCGCUUAUGGUACCAAAAAAGGAAAAAAGCAAUACAUACAGCUGAAAAAAGGGGCUGAAGGCUUGGGGUUCAGCAUUACAUCAAGAGAUGUUCCUCUUGGGGGUUCAGCUCCAAUCUAUGUCAAGAACAUCCUGCCGAGAGGAGCAGCAAUCCAAGAUGGCAGAUUGAAAGCUGCAGAUAGACUGUUAGAGGUGAAUGGUGUAGACUUGACCGGAAAGACCCAAGAAGAAGUUGUAUCAUUACUGAGGAGCACGAAAAUGGGAGGCUGUGUGAAUCUCCUAGUCCUCCGACAAGAUGAAAGUUUCCAACCACGUGAGCUGACUCCUGAAUCAAAUCCUGUCCCGACGAAUACAAGAGAACCGAAACCAGAAGAAGACGAUCUUGUUCUCACGCCUGAUGGGACAAGAGAAUUCCUAACAUUUGAAAUUCCACUGAAUGAUUCCGGAUCCGCAGGUCUCGGUGUUAGCGUGAAGGGCAACCGAUCAAAAGAGAACCAUGCCGACCUAGGCAUUUUUGUAAAGGCGAUCAUCAAUGGUGGAGCAGCGUCCAAAGAUGGAAGGCUUCGCGUAAAUGACCAGCUUGUCGCUGUCAAUGGUGAAUCCCUACUGGGCAAAACAAAUCAAGAUGCCAUGGAGACUCUGCGGAAAUCUAUGUCGACAGAAGGGAAUAAACGAGGAAUGAUUCAGCUCAUCGUAGCCAGGAGAUUAAAGAGGAACGAGUUGGAGUCACCUGGAAGCCCCUCGGGGCCUGAAUUGCCCAUUGAGACAAUGCUGGACGACAGGGAACGCAGAAUUUCCCACUCUCUGUACAGCAGCAUUGAAGGAUUUGACGAAUCGCCCACAAGGAAUGCCGCAUUAAGUAGGAUAAUGGGUAAAUACCAGCUAUCCCCAACAGUGAACAUGCCUCACGAUGACACUGUGAUCAUUGAAGAUGACAGGGCCCUACCACCGCCGCCUCAGCUCUCCGACCAAUCGUCGUCCAGCUCUCACGAUGAUGUAGGGUGCAUUACGGACUCUGCUGGGACAUGGUCCAAAACCGUAACUAGUGAAUCCACGGAAAGCAGCACUCUGAGCCCAGAUGUAGAUCCGUCCCUUGCCUUCCAGAGAGAAGGGUUUGGACGCCAGAGCAUGUCGGAAAAGCGCACCAAGCAAUUUGGAGACGCCAGUCAAAUGGACUUUGUUAAAACCCGGAAAUCAAAAAGCAUGGAUUUAGGUAAAAAAUUAGCUGACGAGACUAAGAUCAGUGCAAUGGCUGACCACACCGCAGGUUCCCCCAGCAGAGAUGUGGGGCCUUCAUUAGGCCUGAAGAAAUCCAGCUCAUUAGAAAGCCUGCAGACAGCUGUGGCUGAGGUGACUUUGAAUGGUGACAUUCCUUUCCAUCGCCCACGCCCACGGAUCAUUCGAGGACGAGGCUGCAAUGAGAGCUUCCGAGCUGCUAUUGACAAGUCCUACGACAAGCCACCCGUCGAUGAUGAUGAUGAAGGAAUGGAGACAUUGGAGGAGGACACAGAAGAGAGCUCCAGAUCAGGACGGGAGUCUGUGUCUACUGCCAGUGACCAGCCUUCCCAUUCUCUCGAGAGGCAAAUCAAUGGUUCAGACAAGUCUGAUCGCAAAAAGGACAAGAGUUCGAAGGAAAAGAAAAAAGACAGAGAUAAAGAUAAAGGCAAAGCGAAGAAAGGCGGGAUGCUGAAGGGCCUUGGAGACAUGUUCAGGUUUGGCAAACAUCGAAAAGAUGACAAGAUUGAACACAGGGGAUCAUGGAAAACGAAAAUGCAAGAAGCCCACCCUUCAGAAGAUGACAGGAUGCGAAUGAGGCAAGAACAGGAGAGGAUUCAGGCAAAGACUCGUGAGCUUCGCGAAAGACAAGCCAGAGAAAAGGACUAUGCCGAGAUCCAAGAAUACUCAAAGAAUUACGGAGGGCUGGAAGAUCCCUCUUACGCCAGCACUGGUCACUAUGACACGGUGGCCAGCAGUGGUACCCUAAAUAUGAACAGCAGACCCCAAAGUCCAAGAGAUAGCAAGCAAAUGGAAGCAUUGUAUGCUCAAGUAAAGAAACCGAGGAACGCGAAGCCUCCACCUGUAGACAGCUUUGAUGUAGACUGGGACAGAGUAAGGUCUACAUCAAAGCUGAAAACAGGAAAUGUCGGCCAUGUUACCAAUUUUGAUAAUCUAAUUUACAUCACAGACAAAAACAUGAUUAAUUACACCAGCCGGCUCCUGCAUAAACCAGAAGAAGACGAUCUUGUUCUCACGCCUGAUGGGACGAGAGAAUUCCUAACAUUUGAAAUUCCACUGAAUGAUUCAGGAUCCGCAGGUCUCGGUGUUAGCGUGAAGGGCAACCGAUCAAAAGAGAACCAUGCCGACCUGGGCAUUUUUGUAAAGGCGAUCAUCAAUGGUGGAGCAGCGUCCAAAGAUGGAAGGCUUCGCGUAAAUGACCAGCUUGUCGCUGUCAAUGGUGAAUCCCUACUGGGCAAAACAAAUCAAGAUGCCAUGGAGACUCUGCGGAAAUCUAUGUCGACAGAAGGGAAUAAACGAGGAAUGAUUCAGCUCAUCGUAGCCAGGAGAAUAAAGAGGAACGAGUUGGAGUCACCUGGAAGCCCCUCGGGGCCUGAAUUGCCCAUUGAGACAAUGCUGGACGACAGGGAACGCAGAAUUUCCCACUCUCUGUACAGCAGCAUUGAAGGAUUUGACGAAUCGCCCACAAGGAAUGCCGCAUUAAGUAGGAUAAUGGGUAAAUACCAGCUAUCCCCAACAGUGAACAUGCCUCACGAUGACACUGUGAUCAUUGAAGAUGACAGGGCCCUACCGCUGCCGCCUCAGCUCUCCGACCAAUCGUCGUCCAGCUCUCACGAUGAUGUAGGGUGCAUUACGGACUCUGCUGGCACCUGGUCCAAAACCGUAACUAGUGAAUCUACGGAAAGCACUCUGAGCCCAGAUGUAGAUCCGUCCCUUGCCUUCCAGAGAGAAGGGUUUGGACGCCAGAGCAUGUCGGAAAAGCGCACCAAGCAAUUUGGAGACGCCAGUCAAAUGGACUUUGUUAAAACCCGGAAAUCAAAAAGCAUGGAUUUAGGUAAAAAAUUAGCUGACGAGACUAAGAUCAGUGCAAUGGCUGACCACACCGCAGGUUCCCCCAGCAGAGAUGUGGGGCCUUCAUUAGGCCUGAAGAAAUCCAGCUCAUUAGAAAGCCUGCAGACAGCUGUGGCUGAGGUGACUUUGAAUGGUGACAUUCCUUUCCAUCGCCCACGCCCACGGAUCAUUCGAGGACGAGGCUGCAAUGAGAGCUUCCGAGCUGCUAUUGACAAGUCCUACGACAAGCCACCCGUCGAUGAUGAUGAUGAAGGAAUGGAGACAUUGGAGGAGGACACAGAAGAGAGCUCCAGAUCAGGACGGGAGUCUGUGUCUACUGCCAGUGACCAGCCUUCCCAUUCUCUCGAGAGGCAAAUCAAUGGUUCAGACAAGUCUGAUCGCAAAAAGGACAAGAGUUCGAAGGAAAAGAAAAAAGACAGAGAUAAAGAUAAAGGCAAAGCGAAGAAAGGCGGGAUGCUGAAGGGCCUUGGAGACAUGUUCAGGUUUGGCAAACAUCGAAAAGAUGACAAGAUUGAACACAGGGGAUCAUGGAAAACGAAAAUGCAAGAAGCCCACCCUUCAGAAGAUGACAGGAUGCGAAUGAGGCAAGAACAGGAGAGGAUUCAGGCAAAGACUCGUGAGCUUCGCGAAAGACAAGCCAGAGAAAAGGACUAUGCCGAGAUCCAAGAAUACUCAAAGAAUUACGGAGGGCUGGAAGAUCCCUCUUACGCCAGCACUGGUCACUAUGACACGGUGGCCAGCAGUAGUACCCUAAAUAUGAACAGCAGACCCCAAAGUCCAAGAGAUAGCAAGCAAAUGGAAGCAUUGUAUGCUCAAGUAAAGAAACCGAGGAACGCGAAGCCUCCACCUGUAGACAGCAAUCGAUCAACUCCAAGCAAUCAUGAUCGGAUACAGCGCCUUCGUCAGGAAUUCCAACAAGCCCGGCAUGAAGAUGAUGUGGAUGAACGCAGGCGUACAUAUAGUUUUGAACAACCUUGGCCAAACAACACAACGUAUAAUCAGAGCGGACGGCAUUCGGUGUCUGUGGAAGUACAGAUGCAAAGGCAGAGGCAGGAAGAGCGGGAGAGCUUUCAGCAAGCCCAACGCCAGUACAGUUCAUUACCCAGGCAAAGUAGAAAGAAUCCAAGUUCUGUGUCUCAAGAUUCGUGGGAGCAAGCUUAUGCUCCUGGAGAAGGUUUUCAGACUGCCAAGGAGAAUCCCAGGUAUUCCAGUUAUCAGGGAUCUCGGAACGGUUACAUGGGUGGACAUGGUUUCAAUGCCAGAGUUAUGAUGGAAGCUCAAGAACUUCUCAGACAGGAGCAGAGACGAAAGGAACAACAACUCAAAAAAAAAGUGCCCUCGGAUGCACCAAAUAAUUAUGACUCUUAUAAAAAGGUCUCUGAUCCUAAUUAUGCCCAGGCUAAAGGUCCUAUGCGCCAGGAUGUACCACCGUCUCCAUCUCAGGUAGCGCGACUCAACAGAUUACCACAAGAACAGGGCAGACCAUUUUACUCCUGAGGGACAAGGAACACUAAAUAAAACGGCAAUAACAGAUUUUUCAUGAAAGACUCUGUAUUAUUUUUUAAUUGGACGGUACUAUGGUGCAUAUCAUGUUUAUUUCAGUGCCUUUUGCAUUUUGGGCAACGUAACAGUGGACCUCUUCACUGACUUUGUUCUCUUGGACUGAAGUGAUAGGUACACAGAAGGAUGUUUCACGAUAAGACAAUCACAGGCGACAUUACGUCUGCCACCUAGAAUCAUAUCGUUCAGCUCAGUUUCAUGAAAUGUCAAGAGUCUGCCAUGCUGCGCUAAGUUUUAUUUUGCUAUGCAUUUUUUUUACUGACAUAAUAUAUUGUGGGAAAGGAAUGAGUUGGUUUGUACUCAAUGGUUUCUUUUACUUUUUUAUACUUAUGUUGGAUGGUUUACUAAAGUAUUAUUUCUGUGUUAUCAGACAACCCGUAAUUGCUCAUGUAAUCAUUGACACUACUUAUGUUGCGAUACUUUUUGUUUUUAAUAAUGGAUAAACCUAAUACUGUUAUAUUUUGAUGUAUUUAAUGUAUGUGAUAGUUUCACUGUCUUUAAUGCCUUUCAUCUCAGAGACAUGUGUGAAAAAAUGAUUGUUCGUUUCCACUAGAGGUGCAAUCCAUAUUUGAGACUAUUGCUCUAGAUCUAUUUAGGUGGGCACCAUGAAUUUCUCCACUUAUUGUAGCCUGGUAGUUCAUCUAGAUUCCACGACAUCUGCGAUGUCAAAGUGAAUACAAGUUUGGGACAUUCUCCCAACUCAAGAUCUUAACUGGAGCUUCUUAUUGUGGCUAUAGUAGAUAUUCUCCUGGCCUGCUUACUCUAAAGCACAAUAUCUGGGGGGUCUGUUCAGUUGCACCUGUCCUUGGGAUGAAUAUUUUUUCCUGCUGUGUCCUGUAAUAUGUUGCUUGAGGAGUAUUCAUAAAAAUGAUGAAGUGGAUUAUUGCAUCACUUCAUGUAAGCCACCAAGUCAUCAUAAUUGGGAGCAAGCAAGCCAGGAAUAUAUUCAACUUCCCUGCAUGAGGAACCCUAGGUAUGAUUUUGUGUUUUAAGGGGAUCACACCAAACCUGUACAAGACCGUUUUCUGUUUUACCUAUUAAUUAAGCUACUUGUUUUAAUUAAAUUGAGUGGCUGCAUUCUGACUGAAUCUACAAAAUGGCCGCCCUUGCAGUAUGCAAGCCCUUUGCUGUCCAAACAGAUUGAGAGAAAGGUUUGAAUAAGAACAAAGGGAAAAAAAAGAUAAAAAAUAUUAAUAGUGUAACAUUGCACCAAGGGUAUGCAGACAAUUCUGUCUUGUGCUUCCAUAUGCCCUGUGUAAUGUGUUGACAGUGUGUGAAUGAACGGAGAAUGGAGAAAACUGUUACAUGGUGAUCUGAAUCUUGACAGAAACACACAAUGAAGCUUAAAGCCUUGGCUAAUAUUAAUGACAUAGAUAUCAGAUUUUAUAGUAACGCUGAAGUGUUAAGCAAUGAGCAUUCCCUUGUUAUAGGGAGUUACUGCUCAUAUACUCGAUAAGCUGCCAUGUACUAUCAUCUUUGUACUGCCCCAAGCUCUUCUAAAGAUGCUGGUGACACAGUUCUAGAAGUUGUGCAGAACAGUAAUAAAUCAUACAUAUUCCAUAUAUAUCCCCAUAAUCAUGCAUAUUCUUUAUAUCGGUCAGUUACCUCUUGCACUCGUUAUUCCACUUUUUAUUCCUUUGUUGAUUUAACCACCAUUCAUGAACAGUGGUGGCUGGUUCUUUUAGCCGCUAUCAACCCAGAUUCUCCUAUUUACAUGUUUGGCUUUGCCAACUGUGCUACCAUGACUGGUGCUUUGUUUCAUCAGGUGGGGGGGGGAAUAUUUUUGACAGCUUCCCAUCCCAAAAUAGGAUCAGUCAAGAACCACCUCAAAGACAUGUUGUUGUUUGUAUAGGGUAAGCUGUCCACAAACUGAGCAUCAGGCUGUGUAUGGAAAGAUAUCAUCUUCUGAUGACCCAAAGUACUUUUUUUAUCAAAGUGUUUUUCUUGCUAACCUGAUCCUCCCUUAUUUAAAGACAUCUGAGAUCUGAAAAUAGAAUCUUCAGACGGCCAUACACGUGAAAUUAAGGUUUGCCAAGCUUGUCUUACGCCAAUGUUUCACAGACACGGUCCUUUUUCCUCCAGAGAUAAGACACUGCAAGAAGGGUCUGGCGGCUGCUUGUUUCCCUCUUCUCACUCAAAGCAGGCGCCUGAUUGGAGGAGCCCAGUGUGUAUAUUUAUGGGGGCACAGCGGCUGGCCACAGAAGUAUUCAGCUGGCAACUAUCUUAAAGGGUCACUGAGUUGUCAUAAAACUUUUGAUUUGUCAUAGAAACAUAUUAUGGAUGAACAAAUCAAUUUGUUAAUCUUAACAAAUUCUCUGUCUGAGAAGGAUACACAUCUCGCAAGGCCAUUUUAAUCUUGCCAUAUCAAGGCCACGUGAGAUAUGUGGCCAUGGUACUCUGCCAGCAGAGGGAGUGUCUACAUCUGUGGGAAUGCUCCCUCACAAGUGUUAAUUUGUUUAGAUGGAAGAAUUGAUUAGUACGAAUCAAUUCUCUCAUCCCUAUGACAUAUCAGAAAAUUUUGAUGGUGGGGGACUGAAUACUGAGAAUCUAACUGAUUGCUAUGAUAAGGAGAGAGAAGCUUUCACGUAUCACUCUCUCCUCGUUGCAGACAAGACAGGCAGAGAAAGAGAGCAUAAUAGGCGAAUGUUUCGCCUCGUUCUAGUGUUUCGUGGGAGUCUCAGCACUCAAAACCUCACCAGUCAAAACCUUUCUCUCUAUGGCAUAUCAAAAGUUUUAUGAAAACUCAGUGACCCUUUAAGUGUAUGGCCACUAAUUUCAUCAAGACAUCUUUCCAUGUAUGGUUGGCUUUACCACAUCUUCUCAUGGGCACUCUCCUACUUCUGUUACUGCCAGUCUCUUCUAUAUUUUGUGUAUUUCUUUGCCCUGUCCCUCAGCUUUUUUUUUCUAGACCUUCUUGAUGGCUUUGUCUUUUACAAAAUCACCCUUCCUUCUGCCUCAGAUCCCCCACUACAACCACUAUUCAAAGUGAUUUCUUAUCACCCUUCGAAGGAAUUACAAAUAUUGAUUUCUUUGCUUUUUAGAAUAACCUCCAUUCCUCAUCUUGCCAUAGUGUCAUCCAGUACCAAUAGUACGUUAUCUUCCAUGCCAUAAUGGUGAAAUGCUUCAUGUGGUUCUGCCAAUACUUCACUUGGAGAAAUUUUAUCCUGUGGGCAUUGUACAUUGGAUGCACAUAACCACAAAGAUCUGAGCAAGGUUUGUGCUCUUCAUAUCACCACAAAUGAUCUUUCCAGGCACACUGUGACUAUCUUAUGUUCAAAGAGAUAUACUAUAAACCACUGUUGUAGGCUGGACGAUCUCUUAUAAUUAUGGAUAGCAGUGAAUGUGUAUAAAGACGGGUAUAUGUGAUCAGCAAGUGACAAUGCUAAAUUGUUACCUAGACAUACAGUAUCUGGCCAUGGCUGCCCAGGAGUUUUCCAUAGUCACCAGAUAACUGGCAUCGGAAGCUGGCAUCCAUAUGUGUCUAUGGACAAUUGUUCGGCUGUUUCUCUGCACUAGUUUAUAUGCAUAAGAUCCACUGUAAUGUUAUUUCCCAUCGUGGCUACUCUUCAUUUCUAUGGGAAACUUUAAGGGAGUCAUGUCUUUCUGUCAAUCUACUUCACAGGCAAUCUGUUACAUAAAAUGUUCUGUGUAUACCACUUGCGAAAGUGCCUAUAAAUCCUCUUCUGAAUAAGGAUACCAAGCUGAAGAUAUCAUGUUAAAAAUGGGGAAGGGGGGAGAAAAAAUACAAAAAUAAAAUAAAAAAUAAAAAUCAUGCUUAAUAAUAAAGUAGAAUUAUUAAUAUUUGGUUACUUACACUAUCAUUGUCACACAAGCUUGUAAUAAAAAAAAUGUUUUUAAAGUUACAAAAAUUUGUCAAUCUGAAGCACAUGUAACUGUCUAUCAGAGAGGUUUUUGUUAUUGUACUGCAGUGUUUCAAUGAUAACUAAUGUAAGCACAGUGAUACGGGAUGACUAACGCUCUUUUUUAUAGCGGGUGAAAAAAAAGAGCGAAAUUCGCCUUAUACUUGUAUAUAAAUCAAUAGAAUAAAAUUCAUUUCUUGUCCUA